AUGUGCAAACGCUCCAUGUGUAAAAGCUCCAUGUGCAACCGCUCCAUGUGUAAACGCUCCAUGUGCAACCGCUCCAUGUGUAAACGCUCCAUGUGCAAACGCUCCAUGUGUAAAAGCUCCAUGUGUAAAAGCUCCAUGUGUAACCGCUCCAUGUGCAACCGCUCCAUGUGCAACCGCUCCAUGUGCAACCGCUCCAUGUGCAACCGCUCCAUGUGCAACCGCUCCAUGUGUAAACGCUCCAUGUGUAAAAGCUCCAUGUGUAAAAGCUCCAUGUGCAAACGCUCCAUGUGCAAACGCUCCAUGUGUAAAAGCUCCAUGUGUAAAAGCUCCAUGUGCAAACGCUCCAUGUGCAAACGCUCCAUGUGUAAAAGCUCCAUGUGUAAAAGCUCCAUGUGCAAACGCUCCAUGUGCAAACGCUCCAUGUGUAAAAGCUCCAUGUGCAAACGCUCCAUGUGCAAACGCUCCAUGUGUAAAAGCUCCAUGUGUAAAAGCUCCAUGUGCAAACGCUCCAUGUGCAACCGCUCCAUGUGUAACCGCUCCAUGUGUAAAAGCUCCAUGUGCAAACGCUCCAUGUGUAAACGCUCCAUGUGA
This is a messenger RNA of Periophthalmus magnuspinnatus, 591 nucleotides long. RefSeq names its product keratin-associated protein 4-9-like. NCBI's taxonomy places the organism in Eukaryota, Metazoa, Chordata, Actinopteri, Gobiiformes, Gobiidae. The record is from RefSeq and is a predicted model, not a curated record. Gene Ontology annotation, cellular component: keratin filament. Bases 1 to 591 code for a protein of 196 amino acids. The transcript has a single exon.